Thermochaetoides thermophila DSM 1495 is the source of this 1101-nucleotide messenger RNA. RefSeq lists its product as uncharacterized. Gene Ontology annotation, biological process: CAAX-box protein processing. Gene Ontology annotation, cellular component: endoplasmic reticulum membrane. The transcript is spliced from 3 exons. The record is from RefSeq and is a predicted model, not a curated record. Lineage: Eukaryota; Fungi; Ascomycota; Sordariomycetes; Sordariales; Chaetomiaceae. The coding region runs from base 1 to 1101 and encodes 366 amino acids. Gene Ontology annotation, molecular function: metalloendopeptidase activity.
AUGCCUGCCUUGGGUGAGGUAUUCAGCAAGAUCAACCCUUGGCAUAAGGAUAACCCUCCACCACCCCGCUUAACAACUCGCACAACCGUCCUCCUCCUCAUCCUCUACGCCCUCUCCUACUUCAUCCCCUUCUACCUCUCCUCGUCUACCCGCCCAUCCACCACGCACUCACGGGACGCCCCUUCCGUCAUCCGCGCCCGCAUCCGCUCCGUCACAUUCACCUGCUUUACUUGUGCCGCCGCGACGUACAUCAUCCUCUUGAGGACGUACGUUCCCUCAUCUGAGGAUGGAGACGGGGCAGUGCUGAGUGGCCCACACCGACAGGCUUUGCACCUGUUGGGUGUAUGGCCUGUCGGGCUGUGGGAUGGGCUGAAGGCGUUGGGGUUGACGAUGGUGCUAUAUUUGGGGCCGUUGUACGCUUAUCUCGUUGUCGAGGGCGGUUGGAGGGAUUGGAUUUUGAGGGGUUGUGCACCAGCGAGGGAGGUGCUUUUCGGAUGGGAGUGGACGAGUUGGAGGAAUAUCGUUGCCGGUCCCAUAACAGAAGAACUCCUCUUCCGCUCCUCCUCCAUCCCCUUGACCCUGCGCUCUCCCCUCACUCCCUCCCAAAUCAUCUUCUUCACCCCAAUUAUCUUCGGCCUCUCCCACGUGCAUCACUUCUACGAGUUCCGCCUCUCCCAUCCUGGUGUGUCCUUCCUCCCGGCCUUGCUACGCUCUCUCUUUCAAUUCGCAUACACCACGCUGUUCGGAGCGUACGCGACAUUCCUCUUCCUCCGCACCGGCUCCUUCCUGGGCGUGUGCGCCGUGCACGCUUUUUGUAAUUGCAUGGGUCUGCCGCAACUUUGGGGAAGGGUUGAGCCCGAGGAUGAUGAUGAGGAGGGGCUGGAAAGAGCGGUGCCGGUUAUGGCGGGCGGGGAUGCUGGGCAGCAGCAUUCGAGUGGGAAUAGGGGGCAAAAAAGGAAGAGGUUGAGUAUCCUGUGGACGAUUAUUUACUACGUGCUGUUGGUGACUGGAGCUGUGUUGUGGUGGAGGAAUUUGUGGUCGUGGACGGAGGGCAGCAAUGCUUUAGUGCCGAAGCAGGCGUUUAAGAAGGCUGCUUUAUAG